Molecule: messenger RNA, 3756 nt
Organism: Procambarus clarkii (red swamp crayfish)
Lineage: Eukaryota; Metazoa; Arthropoda; Malacostraca; Decapoda; Cambaridae
Source: RefSeq, a predicted model, not a curated record
CUGGGGGACGCAGACGUGGAACCAGGAGCCAGCGAGGACGGAGGUCAACCCCGGCGGGAACGUGGUGCUGGCCUGCAAGGUUUAUAACAAGCAGGGAACGUGUUCCUGGCAGAAGGAUGGCAAGCCCCAGGGAAUGUUCGUGGGGAAGUACGAGUGGUCCGGGGACAGGGAAGCCGGCGACUGCUCCCUCAGGAUCCUGGACGCCAGCGAAGUGGACGACGGAGAGUGGGAGUGUCAAGUGACGGCGUCCGCCUUCACCGCCCACGACGCCCUCACAUCCAGGAUAGCUGAGAUGGUGGUCAGAGGAGAGAAGGAAAUCCCGGCCGAAGCGUACGACCAGACCAACUCGUCGGAGGUGGACCGGCCCAAGACGUGGCUGGCCGUGUCCGUGCUGGAGCACACGUACGUCAAGGACGACCACGGCACCCCUCUCCGCUGUGUGGCCGUGCACCAGGCCUACCACACCAAGUCCGAGGUCGUCCAGGUCAUAUUGGACGUCCAGUAUGCCCCCACGGUGACGCUGGAGGGCGCCCCGUCCGAGGACAUAGAGGAAGGCGUGGAUGACGUCAGCCUCCGCUGUCUGGUGGAUUCGAACCCGGCGGCAAAUGUGGUGUGGCGCGUGCUGGGAGAGACGGACGUGUUCAGCUUCCAGCCCGAGGUCAGGUUCAGCCCGGCUACUCGCAAGCACUCUGCCACCUACACCUGUGAGGCCAGGAACCCCGUCGGCGGCUCUGACCCCAUUUCUGUCAAGAUUGAUGUCAAGUAUGGACCCCGAGUGUUGCAGGUGGGCCCAGCACCCGUUGUAACCGCCGCCCUCCAUAACCACACCCUGCUCGAGUGUCUCGCCGAGGCCAACCCUCCACCUAAGUACACCUGGCUCCAGACUGUGCCGGACACCCAGGAGACAAUGGUCCGGGGUCACAACGCUACGCUGCUCCUGGAGGGCAUAGGCUACGAGCACCAGGGCCAGUACACCUGUGUUGCCUCCUCCGUUAUCAAGGGACAGACUGUUGAGGAGAAGAGUCAGCCAAUCACAGUCGAGGUCGUUGGCGCCCCGCAGGUCCUGCGCUAUACAGUGGAGCGAAACGUGCAAGUGGAGAAGGGCCAAGAUGCCGUCAUCCAGAUUGUCUUCUGCUCCGACCCUCAGCCUUCCCGCACCUCCUGGGAGUGGGGAUCCCUCCAGCUUGAAGCUGGCAAUGGCAGAGGACGCUACGUGGCUGAGAACCUGGCUCAGGACGUGCGAGAGGACUGCUACUCUGCAAGGCUGCGGGUGCAAGGUGUGGAUGCUGCAGACGCCAGGGACUAUAUCCUUAAUGUAGAGAACGACAAGGGUGCUGACCGCUAUGCUGUUGGACUCCUUGUUAAUGAACCUGUGUCCAUGUCCACUGUGAUUGGCAUCGUGAUCGCUUGUCUCGUCGUCCUUGUGUUGGUAACACUGAUUGUCCUGUACGCAUUCAAGACUGAAAAAUGGUGCUUCUCUCAACGAGGAGACUUCAAACCUACUGACCUGGAAAGUGACAAGAGUGACAUUGAGAGCCAGAAAGGGAACAAUGGUAGGCAUAAAUAUUCUGCCACUGGGUCAAAUGCUGGUAGGAGAGGAGGCAAGACUGCAGCAGUAGCUGGUGCUCUCGCCUCCAUCCCUCCUGAUGCCCUUUAUACAUCAGCCUCCAAGCAUACCAGUGUGUCCACUAUAUCCUCUAAACCUGACCAUGAGUAUGAGAACUUGAAGAUAAUGCCAACACAAAUGGCAACACCAAACAUAUGCCUGGAGACGAGAAGCAGCAGCAGUUGCAGCAGCAACAGUCAGUCGAAAAGAGAUGAGCUCACUGUGACAACCAAGAGCACAGGUGAGGUGAAAGAGGAAGAGAUACAGGCAAGUGAUCACGGGGAGCAGGAUGACUCAAAUAAGACCAUAUAUAGGCAGGCUGAAAUGCAGACUUUUAGGAGAAAUGAAAAUCAAGAGGAUGAAGAUAAAGAUUUGGCAAAAAGCUUCAAAGGUCCUCAAUAUGUACCAGUUUACCGGCCAAAUUCAGACUGCAGCACAUCAUCAUAUCUGGAUAAAUUAAAACUCGGCGCCAAAAACAAUAGGAGAGCAAACAGUGGAGUAGUAUAUGCAGAACUCCAGCUUCCACGCGCAUCUAAUAAUGGGUCCAUGAGACGUGGAAAUCAACAUAAUCCUCCAACUAAGACACAAUAUGCUGAAAUUACAUUUCAAGGCCGCCCUCUUCAAACAGCUGACAUAUAGACAUUUCUACCAAAAUUUAAGAAGAAUGUACUUAGUCUUAUCAUGCACACAGGUGUAUGUUAUUGUACAUAUAACUUUUUUUAUCAAUCAGAUUAAAUUUAAGGUACUUGGACGUAAUUUGGAAACAGUUUUGUACAUCACAACAAAGCCUUAACAAAUAACCUAAUGGAUCUAAGCCUCACGAUUUCAUUAAAUUCUGUCAUUUAAUUACAAGAAACAAAAUCCAAAAAAAAAAUAUGGCCACAUUUACAUAAAUUAGGGUUUAUUCUACAGUUCUGAAUGCAUUUAUGGUAAAAUAUGCAAAUUCACAAAAUUGCAUAUUAAGUAUUAAUGGAAUGAAACAAAUGCAAGAGAAUAUUACAUAAAACAGCAUUUAUGAGGUGUGCAGCUUAGGCUGCAGUAUUGCCACGGAUGGAGACAUUUUUGCAGAAUAUACUGUACAAUUUAGCCUACCUUUUUUAUUCUUGGGUAAUUCAAGUUGACCUUUUCCAUUGAAGGGGAAAAGCUUCACUCAGUAUUACAAUGGGAAUUAAGUGUUAUUUGUAAGCAUGAAAUGUAUUUAGAGUUUGAAUAUAAUUAAAUUUUUAGGGGCAAUUAUAGAAUUAGGUUACAACUUUUAUUAAAUAGUAUGCUGAAUGUGAAAAUAUUGCUAAGGGCCAAGUAUUAAUUGUCUAGUUUGCAGGUCCAUCCUUAACAACACGCAGAAAUGUGUAUACUGUAUGAAGCUUAUCUUUUAAUUAAAGGUUGAAAAAACCCCCAUUUUCCAGGUCUGCACACCAUUCUUUUCCCCCCCUUAUAUUCUUUUACUCCAUCACUGUGUUCUAUGCAAUGAGAGAUGGUCUGUUUUUUGUGUAUGUGACAAGUGCAGUCCAUGUAUGUGACACGUUCUGUUCGAAGGUAAACAUUGCUCUAAAUAUAGGUUGUUAGCUAUCAUGGUUUCUGUGUCCUUGGCAUAAUUUUUUUUCAUUUUAUGAGGAAAAAUAUAUGUUGACCAGACCACACACUAGAAGUUGAAGGGACGACGACGUUUCGGUCCGUCCUGGACCAUUCUCAAUCGACUUGAGAAUGGUCCAGGACGGACCGAAACGUCGUCGUCCCUUCAACUUCUAGUGUGUGGUCUGGUCAACAUACUUCAGCCACGUUAUUGUGACUCAUCGCCUGCACAGGAAAAAUAUAUGCUACUUUGUCUUUUUAUACCCUGGGUACUAAUGCAAGACUCCAAAGAUUAUAAUUUAAUGUUAGGGUAACUUGUAAAUAUAUUACCGAGUUAUUCCUCCAGUGUCUCUUGGUGUUCUUUCAUUAUCACGUUCAUUAUAAAUUGAACGUGAUAAUGUUCAUAAAUUGAAUUCAUUAUAAAUUUGUCAUUUAUAAUGCUAAAUUUCUAUCAUUAUAAAUGUUCAUGUGAAUGAGGAAGACCGUGAAUUUAAUCCAUCCUAAGAUAGGAAUGAGUUAUUUUUUACUAAUUAUGAAUGAUAAAUUAUUUAUUAGUUCCACUUGUAUUUUCUAAAAGU